GACGCUGCGGGAGAACCGCGAGUCUCCUCCCAGGGCUGGACUGGGGCCAACAUCCCUGUUCCCAGCCUGCCGUGCUGCGCGGAGGGGGAGCGGGGUGCGCACAGGACUGGGGGGCUCGGAGCUCCUGGAUCCCCACCCUGCUCCGGCUUCCGGGCUGGGGGAGCAGGAUAAGGAGGGGGGACGGUGGGUGCUGGGAAUGGCGGGGCUAGGACACACAUGGAAAAGGGGUGUCCCGGCUGCCGGGUGCACCAUGGUGGAGGUGACAGUGACACCGCAGUCCUCGCUGGCUGACCGGCCCGUGCAGAUCCGUGUGCGGGGACUGUCCCCAUCCCAGCUUGUCACCCUCCGGGCGUGGCUGAAGGACGAGCAGGGCGAGUGCUUCCAAUCCCGCGCCUUUUUCCGCGCUGACGGAGCGGGAGAGGUGGAUCCCGGGCUCCAUGCCGCCCUGGGGGGCAGCUACUCUGGGGUCUGGCCCAUGGGGCUCUUCUGGUUCCUGCAGCCUGACACGCUGUUCCGCCGGCUGGUGAAGCGGGAUGUGGCCGGCAGCCCCUUCCGCGUCCGGCUGGAAGUGUUGGAUGGGCUCAGCCUGGGCACGGAUCCCCGGGAGCAGCCGCUGGCAUCCUGCGAGGCUGAGCGCUGGUACGUGGGCCCCGGAGUGCAGCGGGUGCCCGUCCGUGAGGGAAGGGUCCGUGGCGCACUGUUCCUGCCUCCUGGUCCGGGCCCCUUCCCCGGAGUCAUUGACCUGUUUGGGGGUGCGGGGGGGCUGAUUGAGUUCCGGGCAGGGCUCUUGGCCAGCCGGGGCUUUGCCGUGCUGGCCCUCGCCUUCUUUGCCUACGACGACCUGCCCCGAGUCCUGGCCCAGCUGGACCUGGAAUAUUUUGAGGAAGCAGCACAGCUGCUCCUCCGGCAUCCCAAGGUCCGAGGCCCCGGCCUGGGCGUGGUGGGCGUCUCCAAAGGAGCGGAGGCGGCCUUGGCCAUGGCCACCUUCCUGCCACAGGUGGUGGCCACAGUGUGGAUCAACGGAACGAGCUUUCUCUAUGGAAACCCGCUGGUCUACAAGGAGCUGCGCAUCCCUGCCAUUCCCUACUACACCGAGCGCAUCCUGUUCACCGAGGUGGGAGCCAUCGACAACUCCGCCAUCUUCGCCGACCCCCGGGAUCCGGCCUGCCAUGCCUCGGCCAUCCCAGUGGAGAGGAUCCGGGGAAAGGUACUGUUUGUGGUGGGAGAGGCCGACCGCAGCUUCAACAGCAAGCUCUUCGCCGAGCUGGCCCUGGCGCGGAUGCCGCCGGAGAGCGGCCAGAUCCUGUCCUACCCCGGCGCCGGGCACCUGAUCGAGCCCCCCGGAUCCCCCCUGUGCAGCAACUCCGCCAUCCGGGGCACUCCCAAGCCGGUGGCAUGGGGGGGAGAGCCCCAGCCCCACGCCCGGGCCCAGGAACAUUCCUGGCAGGAGAUCCUGCAGUUCUUGGAGCUCCAUCUGGGGUCGUUUGCUGCCAUGAAGCUGUGAGGGGUGGGGAAAAGGGGUGGUAGUCACUGGGAUUGUCACCGCAGGGAAUAAAGUGUCACCACUGGUGGCUCCUGCCUGUG
Serinus canaria (Common canary) is the source of this 1584-nucleotide messenger RNA. RefSeq names its product acyl-coenzyme A amino acid N-acyltransferase 2. Gene Ontology annotation, molecular function: fatty acyl-CoA hydrolase activity. The transcript is spliced from 4 exons. The record is from RefSeq and is a predicted model, not a curated record. The coding region runs from base 197 to 1504 and encodes 435 amino acids. Gene Ontology annotation, cellular component: peroxisome. NCBI's taxonomy places the organism in Eukaryota, Metazoa, Chordata, Aves, Passeriformes, Fringillidae. Gene Ontology annotation, biological process: acyl-CoA metabolic process; fatty acid metabolic process.